Molecule: messenger RNA, 1718 nt
Organism: Stegodyphus dumicola
Lineage: Eukaryota; Metazoa; Arthropoda; Arachnida; Araneae; Eresidae
Product: HIV Tat-specific factor 1-like
Source: RefSeq, a predicted model, not a curated record
UUUUCAACCGAGUGCAAUGUUUUGAUGCAUUUAAGGGUAUGAUGAUCAUAUGAAAUAUACGUCAAUGUCUAAUACAAUCGACAUGUAUUGCCAGUAAUUGGACCCUAUUACAGAUUGCAUCUAAUGGAAGCUUAGUUACUUUUCAGUUCAGUUUUCUCGGUGUAAUCUGAAGCAUGGCAGAUGAGGAUUUUCAAAAACAGCUAGAACUUGAAGAAAAAGAAAAGCAGAAGAAAGAACUGAAUGAUUCAGGCAUUACAGAUCCAUAUACGUAUGUUGAUCCUAAUGAUGGUACUGUAUACGAGUGGAAUACUGAAAAACAAGCAUGGUUUCCAAAAGUAGAUGAUGAUUUUAUAGCCCAGUAUCAAUCAAAUUACACAUACCAGAGUAAUGAAGAUGCAUCAAAAGAAACAAAUACUCUGAAUCCUGAACCACAGCCUAAGGGAGAAAAACGGAAAGCGAAUGAUCCCGGUUGGUUUCAAGUGGAUGAGGAUCACAAUACAAAUGUUUAUGUGUCUGGUUUACCUCAUGACACAACAGAGGAGGAAUUCAUCGAAUUAAUGUCAAAAUGUGGUCUAAUUAUGAAGGAUCCGGAUACCAUGAAGUACAAAAUUAAACUUUAUCGUGAUUCAGAUGGAAUGCUAAAAGGGGAUGGAAGGUGCUGUUACAUAAAGAUUGAAAGUGUUAAAUUAGCUUUAGACAUUUUGGAUGGUUAUCUGUUCAAAGGCAAACCGAUUCAUGUUGAGCGAGCUCAAUUUGAGUUAAAAGGACAAUAUGAUCCAUCUAAGAAGCCCAAAAAGAAGAGAGCCAAAGAAAAAGAAAAAUUAAAAAAAAAAAUAGACAAGCUUUUUGACUGGCGACCAGAUAAAUUACGUGGCAUGAGAUCAAGAAAUGAGAAUACUGUCAUAAUUAAAAAUAUGUUUGACCCUAAAGAAUUCGAUGAAGAUGCAGCUUUGUUGCUGGAUUACCAAAAUGAUAUUAGAGAAGAAUGUUCAAAAUGUGGAGAAGUGAAAAAAGUUGUGAUAUAUGAUAGAAAUCCAGAGGGCGUUGUUGCUGUCACAUUUUCUGAGCCAGAAAUGGCAGAUGAAUGUAUAAAUCUUAUGAAUGGUAGAUGGUUUGCCUCUCGUCAACUUACUGCAGAAACUUGGGAUGGGAAAACUAAAUAUAAAAUUAUAGAAACUGAGGAAGAAAGAGAAAAACGAUUAAAUUCAUGGCAGAAAUAUUUAGAAGAGAAAGAAGCCAAACAGGAUGCAACGAGCAAAAAUAGUGUAGAAACUGUAAAGUCUAGUGAAAAGCAUCAUUCGGAAUCUAAUAAAGGUACUUUAUUGACUGCUUAUCAACUUGCUGGGGACACUGACAGUUCAGGCGAUUCAGAUACAGAGAGCAAGUCAAAAACAUUAUCAUUGCAAGAUUCAUAUCCAGUCAUGCAAUCGAAUGGUGGAUUUUCAUUCCCAAAUAAUUCUGGCAGUAGUGGUAAAUCUUGAAAUAAACUUUUCCAAUCAGUCUGUCUGAGAAUUUGGCAUUACUAUAAAAAUAUUCAUUUUUGUAAAUACAUUAGUUUAAAAUCAGGCAUUUACCUUUUAUUAUCAUUUUAAACAAUCAGAAAAUAAUUAUUAAGAAGUAUUUUAAAAAUUUGCUCACAUAAUGUAAAGAGUUUUUUUUAUUUAAGUUUGUUUAUUUGAAAAUAAUUAUUUGAAGUGUCAAUAAUGUUAUAUAUUUCU